AUGGGCAAGGUUGUGCAAUUAUUAACUCAUCCGACGGAGUUGCUUGCUGCAAUCAAGUUUUUUGGAUUUAGACAAUCUCUUCACUCAUCAACAUCAUCUCAAGCCAACUCAGAUGAAUUGAAAAGAUGCUAUGAGCUUCUUCACUUGACCUCCAGAUCAUUUGCUGCUGUUAUUGAAGAGUUGCACCCUGAGUUGAGAGAUGCCAUCAUGAUAUUUUAUCUCGUGUUGAGAGCAUUGGACACUGUGGAGGAUGACAUGACAAUCGACCCAGAAACCAAAAUCCCACUUUUGCGUCAUUUUGAUGAGAAGCUUGACACCAAAAAUUGGACUUUUAACGGAAGUGGGCCCAAUGAGAAAGAUAGAGCAGUGUUGGUGGAGUUUGAUGUUAUUCUCAAGAUAUAUCAUGAGUUGAAGCCACAAUACCAGGAAAUUAUCAAGGACAUUACAUACAAGAUGGGUAACGGAAUGGCUGACUACAUAUUGGACGAAAAUUUCAACCUCAAUGGUGUAGGCUCGGUGGAGGAUUAUGACCUCUACUGUCAUUAUGUUGCGGGCUUGGUCGGUGAGGGUUUGACAAAACUAAUGGUGUUGGCCAAAUUCUCCGAUAAAAGUUUGGCAGAGGACAAGUUUGUCAAAUCCAACUCUAUGGGGUUGUUUUUGCAAAAAACAAACAUCAUUCGAGAUUAUCACGAGGAUCUACAAGAUGGCAGAUCAUUCUGGCCAAAAGAUAUUUGGUCCAAGUAUACAGAUUCGCUACCAUCUUUCCAUAAAGAUGCUAGUCAUGAAGACAAAGGAUUGGCAUGUAUUAAUGAGUUGGUAUUGAAUGCUCUUGGCCACGUCAAGCAUGUAUUGGAGUUUCUUUCCUUGGUUAAGGAUCCAUCAACGUUUUCUUUUUGCGCUAUACCGCAGGUGAUGGCAAUUGCUACAUUGGCUGAAGUGUACAACAACCCUAAAGUAUUGCACGGAGUUGUCAAAAUUAGAAAAGGUACGACAUGCAAAUUGAUUUUGGAAAGCAGAACGUUUCCAGGAGUGGUACGGAUCUUUAGGAAAUACAUCCAAGUUAUUAACCACAAGUCGUCAGUUAGGGAUCCAAACUAUUUGAAAAUCGGAAUUAAGUGCGGUGAGAUUGAACAAUUUUGUGAAUCAUUGUACCCAUCAUUGCAUGCCUUACCAAAAGGAGCUAAAUUGCCAGAGGGUCGUUUGACCAAGGCGCUCAAGAGCAGAAAGGAAAUCGACGAGAGCGUGCAAAAGAUUAUCGAUCAAGAGAAUUUUAAUGCUAAUUUUGUAUUCGGUUUUGUUGCUGUGUUGUUCAUUGGUUUAAUUUUGUUUAUCACUGGUUAUAAAUUAUAG
Molecule: messenger RNA, 1350 nt
Organism: Lodderomyces elongisporus
Lineage: Eukaryota; Fungi; Ascomycota; Pichiomycetes; Serinales; Debaryomycetaceae
Gene: ERG9
Product: bifunctional farnesyl-diphosphate farnesyltransferase/squalene synthase
Exons: 1
Coding region: 1-1350 (449 amino acids)
Biological process (GO): farnesyl diphosphate metabolic process; ergosterol biosynthetic process
Cellular component (GO): endoplasmic reticulum membrane
Molecular function (GO): squalene synthase [NAD(P)H] activity
Source: RefSeq, a predicted model, not a curated record